AUGGCUGAACGCAAAGUCCUCAACAAAUAUUUCCCGCCGGACUUCGACCCGUCCCUCAUCCCCCGCCGCAAGGGCGUGAAGAACAAGCAGCAGGUCGUUCGUCUCAUGGCGCCCUUCUCUAUGCGCUGCAACACUUGUGGGGAGUAUAUUUACAAGGGCAAAAAGUUCAACGCUCGCAAGGAGACGGUCGAGGGUGAGGACUACUAUGGCAUCAAGAUCUUCCGGUUCUACAUUAAAUGUACAUUAUGUUCGGCUGAGAUCACGUUCAAGACCGAUCCGAAGAACACCGACUACGCCGCCGAGCACGGUGCCUCCCGCAACUUCGAGCCGUGGCGAGAGGAGGGCGAGAAGGAGGAGAUCGACCGGCUGGCUAAGCUGGAGGAGGAGGAGAACAACCCGAUGAAGGCGCUCGAGAACCGGACGGUUGACUCCAAGCGCGAGAUGGACAUCCUCGAUGCUCUGCAGGACAUCCGCGCGCGUAACGCCCGGAACGAGCGG
Messenger RNA from Punctularia strigosozonata HHB-11173 SS5, 498 nucleotides. Its product is annotated as DUF572-domain-containing protein. The transcript has 2 exons. Gene Ontology annotation, biological process: mRNA splicing, via spliceosome. Gene Ontology annotation, cellular component: U2-type catalytic step 1 spliceosome. NCBI's taxonomy places the organism in Eukaryota, Fungi, Basidiomycota, Agaricomycetes, Corticiales, Punctulariaceae. The record is from RefSeq and is a predicted model, not a curated record. The annotation marks the transcript as partial.